Messenger RNA from Physcomitrium patens, 1856 nucleotides. RefSeq names its product ferritin-like catalase Nec2. The record is from RefSeq and is a predicted model, not a curated record. Lineage: Eukaryota; Viridiplantae; Streptophyta; Bryopsida; Funariales; Funariaceae.
UUUGGAAAGGUAAGGUCUCCUCCACUGGACUACCAUUUUAUAGACUGAAAAACAGCACACGUACAUACGACUUGUGGCGUCCAACAGCUUAUGCAGAAAAUUUCGGCAAGAGUUAGCAGAUUGUGUACUAUACUCGGAACUAAUAAUCCGUGGUGAGAAGUUAGCACCCUACAUUGCACAUAAUUACUGAUCAGGUACAUUGCUGUGCAAAGAAAGAUUUUUUUAGAUCUGAACUUUUGGUGGCGAUGGCGAGAGCCAUGUUGGCUCCGUCGACGUCCCUACUCACAAUUUCGACUCUCGUACUAGUGACUCUGUUGUUGUCAGCUGUCUCCACUGCUGUGGAACAAGUGCCGCAAUCGGAGGCUGCUGUAACCACGGCCAGUUCCAAUGAGGAACAACUCUCCGAGGUUCUCAACACAGAAUUCCAAGGAGAGGAUGAUGGUAUCGUUGACUUCGAGAUGUUGGAGGCCGAUGAGAAGGUCGAAACCCCUCCACCACAUUGCAAGUGUCCGAAACAUCAUCACAAACACAAGAAACAUCGGCUUCAUAUUCCUGUAGAAUUCUCGCACCGCGAUGUGGAAGAACUGAAUGUUAUCCUUAACGCGGAGUAUCUAGAGGCCGAGUUUUUCCUGCAUGCUGGAUAUGGCUUUGGUCUCAACGAAUUCAAUGGAACAUCUGUGAAUGUCACCGGUCCUCCACCUAUUGGCGCCCAGAAAGCCCACACUGGAAGAUUCAUUGAGCAUCUCGCGAAGGAAUUCGGCCUCCAGUCUCUCGGUCACAUCAGAGAAAUCACGGCGAAGUUGGGAGAGAGGUCCAUUGCAAGGCCGCAGAUUGACAUCAGCCGCAAAGUGUGGGGAGGGCUCUUCAACGAAGCGUUUGGGAGGAAGCUCAAACCGGCAUUUGAUCCAUACACCACCGGCAACCACUUUCUGCUAGCGGCAUACAUGCUCCCCUACGUCAGUUACACAGGCUACGUUGCACUGAACAUGCACGCCCAAGGCAACUCUGCAAGACAUUUGGUGGCGAGGCUGGCGGGAGUAAAAGGGGCGGAAGAUGCUUCCAUCCGCACGGUGCUCUACCAGCGCCGCAGGCAAAAGGUGGAGCGUUACAACAUGACUGUGGGCGAGUUCACUUCUGUGUUGUCCGCUUUACGAGAGAAGCUCGAUAGAGACAAUCAAAACGUCACCGACCCUAUGACGAACGACUCCUUUUCUCUCCCACCCACCAUCGACGAGGGCAUCCUGGUGCCUGGAAAUGAGACUCCCGAGAAGCUCCUCACUGGAAACAUCGUCACUGUCAAUGACAAUUCUUUGUCUAUGGGACGCACUCCUGAACAGAUCCUGCAAGUGCUGUAUGGAACCGGCAAUGCCUCCAUUCCAGGCUUAUUCUUCCCCUUUGGUGCCAACGGGAAGUUGGCAGCCAAAUACCUUUCGGCACCACCAUCGACGUCGUAGUCUCUUUGUCUUCAGAGACAAUGAUCCCGAGUUUUCAACGAUACUAUUUAGUUUACUAGCAACUGUAACCUUUGAUUAGCACAUCACAUGGGAUCACGUAGUUGAUGCACUUUUUCUAUGAAUUUCAGUUACUUAGCAUAAAACCGUCAAACCCCAUAUGCCCAAUUCUUUUUAAGAACGGAAAGGAAGAUUUGGGUACUAAGGAUAUCUUGUGCAGAAGUUGAGAAGCCACAAAUUUUAAAUCCUUUUAUUGAUCAAAAUUUAGAAUUCUUAUUAAGAGGCACCUUAUACUUAUAUUCAAGGGACAAAGUGAGAGGCUGCAAUUUAUAAAUAUUUUGAUUGAUUGAAAUCAAGAUUUAUUUUUUUAUUUUUUUAUUUUUUAAGAAUAUAUUUUUUUUCCUA